This is a messenger RNA of Nematolebias whitei (Rio pearlfish), 1476 nucleotides long. It is a transcript of the gene parvaa, whose product is annotated as parvin, alpha a. Gene Ontology annotation, cellular component: focal adhesion; cytoplasm; actin cytoskeleton. Lineage: Eukaryota; Metazoa; Chordata; Actinopteri; Cyprinodontiformes; Rivulidae. The transcript is spliced from 13 exons. The record is from RefSeq and is a predicted model, not a curated record. Gene Ontology annotation, biological process: actin cytoskeleton organization; substrate adhesion-dependent cell spreading; establishment or maintenance of cell polarity. The coding region runs from base 67 to 1185 and encodes 372 amino acids. Gene Ontology annotation, molecular function: actin binding.
GACCAACUUUAAUCUCCACGUUAGCUCGGGCAGAUUUGUGUCCCGGCUCAACUCCUCGCCAGGACGAUGGCUUCUUCGCCUCAGAAGUCUCCAUCUUCCCCGAAGUCCCCGACUCCCAAAUCCCCGUCUUCCAGAAAGAAAGAUGACUCUUUUCUGGGAAAACUUGGCGGAACUUUGGCGAGAAGGAAAAAAGCUAAAGAAGUGUCUGAGCUUCAGGAGGAGGGGAUCAACGCCAUCAACCUUCCUCUCAGUCCUUCGCACUACGAGCUGGACCCUGAGGACACCAUGCUCGAGGAGAAUGAAGUGCGCACCAUGGUGGAUCCCAACUCCAAGAACGAUCCCAAACUGCAGGAGCUCAUGAAGGUUCUGAUCGACUGGAUAAACGACGUCCUGGUGGGGGAGAGGAUCAUUGUGAAGGAUCUGGCUGAAGAUCUGUACGAUGGGCAAGUUCUGCAGAAGCUGUUUGAAAAGCUGGAGGGGGAGAAACUGAACGUGGCAGAGGUGACCCAGUCGGAGAUCGCUCAGAAGCAGAAGCUGCAGACGGUUUUGGAGCGCAUCAACGACUCGCUCAAACUCUCCACCAGGAACAUCCGCUGGAACGUCGACUCGGUCCAUGCUAAGAGUAUAGUUGCAAUCCUUCACCUGCUGGUGGCGCUGUCGCAGCACUUCAGAGCACCAAUCAGAUUGCCGGACCACGUUUCUAUUCAGGUGGUGGUGGUCCAGAAAAGAGAGGGCAUUCUUCAGUCCAGGCAGAUUCAAGAAGAAAUCACCGGCAACACAGAAGCGUUUUCUGGCAGACAUGAGCGCGAUGCUUUCGACACCCUGUUUGACCACGCUCCAGAUAAGCUGAAUGUUGUCAAAAAGACUUUGAUCACGUUUGUGAACAAACACCUGAACAAACUCAACCUGGAAGUUUCAGAGUUGGAAACUCAGUUUGCAGAUGGGGUUUAUCUGGUGCUGCUGAUGGGUCUGUUGGAAGGAUACUUUGUUCCACUCUACAACUUCUUUCUUACGCCAGAAAACUUUGAUCAAAAGGUUCACAACGUGUCCUUUUCCUUCGAACUGAUGCAAGACGGAGGGCUGGAGAGGCCAAAGCCCCGACCCGAGGAUAUUGUGAACUGUGACCUUAAAUCCACGCUGCGUGUCCUGUAUAACCUCUUCUCCAGGUACAGAAACGUGGACUGAGCUUCAAAGGGAACCCGUUAACACAAACUUAUGAAUGUUUUUAUCUUCUUUUAUAUAUAUUUGUACCCACACGAAUCACAUUUCUCCUUUUAGUUAAUGAAACUCAACACAUUUGUAUUCACUUUAAUUUCUGCAGACAUUUUAUUGGUGUUUUGUUACAAUUGAAGCUUUACAAAAAGCAUUUUGAAGCCAUAAAAGUUAGUUUAUGAUGAGUUAUCGGUUGAUUGUUUAGCAGCAUUUGUUUUCACCCAAAAUGUUUAAAUGUAUUUAUUGUACAUUUUGAUACACUUC